AUGUCCGAUAUGGAGCUGCCGAACAAAGAUGGAAUCUCAGGUCAAGCCACAGCAUUCGAGAUCAAGGCUCAUGAGCCAGAGAUUGAAAUCCAGGCCUCACUACAUAGAUCUCGAAUACUUAGAAAGCUGGACAUGCGUAUCCUACCAAUGAUGCUUAUUACUUACGGUCUUCAAUUUCUCGACAAAGCAAUUCUAGGCUACGCUGCUGUUUACACUUUCAGAGAGGAUACGCACCUUCAUGGACAACAGUAUAGCUGGGUUGGAUCAAUAUUUUACUUUGGCUACUUCCUAUUCGAGUAUUCUCUCGCCAGUCUUCUCCAUUCGUUCCCUGCAUCAGUAUACCUUGGAUUUUUUAUUAGUGCGUGGGGAAUAUGUGUUCUUAUGACCAACUUUUGCACCAGUUUUGCUGGACUUAUGGUGAAUCGGUUCGUCUUGGGAGCAUUGGAGUCUGUCGUGGCUCCUAGCUUUGUGGUCAUCAUUGGUGCGUUCUUAAAAGCCCUGUCACCAUCCUAUUUUCUAAUGACUAUUAUUAGCCCAAUGGUACACUCGAGAGGAGCAGCCUAUUCGACAGGUUAUUUGGUUUGCAGGUACACCAUUAUUUGGUAUAUUUGGGGUCUUCUGGGAUAUGCCUUUGGGUUUACUCACGCAGCUGUAUCACCGUGGCGUUUGCUCUAUAUCGUCUUCGGUUCAAUCACAGCUGUUUGGGGCCUCUUUUUUGCCUUUUUCUUCCCCACCUCUCCUGAUAAAGCAUCAUUCUUGACUGAAGAUGAACGUGCAUACUCUGCACUGCUGGUCAAAGAAGCAUGCCUCGAUAUCAAGACUUAUCUUUUCUUUGCUAUCGGCAUUGCGAAUACUAUCCUAGCAGGAUCUUUGUCAAACUUCAGCAGUCUGUUGAUCAAAGGAUUCGGAUUCACCUCUGUUCAAACACAACUUAUCGGAAUUCCGUCACAUGUUAUCUAG
Penicillium taxi is the source of this 960-nucleotide messenger RNA. RefSeq lists its product as uncharacterized. NCBI's taxonomy places the organism in Eukaryota, Fungi, Ascomycota, Eurotiomycetes, Eurotiales, Aspergillaceae. Gene Ontology annotation, biological process: transmembrane transport; dipeptide transport; tripeptide transport. Gene Ontology annotation, cellular component: plasma membrane. Gene Ontology annotation, molecular function: dipeptide transmembrane transporter activity; allantoate transmembrane transporter activity. The record is from RefSeq and is a predicted model, not a curated record. The transcript is spliced from 4 exons. The coding region runs from base 1 to 960 and encodes 319 amino acids.